AUGUUAAGUUCCAAUGUGAACAAGGCUAAUCUCUUCGCAAAGGAGAAAGUAACCCCAAAAACCUUCCCCGUGCCAAGAAGCAGACAUGAUCAUUAUCAUGAUGCUAUGUUCCGAAUCCUUUCGGAGCAAAGCAGUGAUAUUGAGAUUGACAUGGGACGGAGAUUUGGGGGUUCCCCUCCAGAUGCGCCACCAACACACAUAGAGACAUACGAAUUACCAUACCCUCCCGCUUCCACACUGUAUGGUGAGAACGAAUAG
Messenger RNA from Botrytis porri, 258 nucleotides. RefSeq lists its product as uncharacterized. The transcript has 2 exons. The record is from RefSeq and is a predicted model, not a curated record. Bases 1 to 258 code for a protein of 85 amino acids. NCBI's taxonomy places the organism in Eukaryota, Fungi, Ascomycota, Leotiomycetes, Helotiales, Sclerotiniaceae.